ACGCAAAAUCUUGUUCGUAGAAGUUUCAUUUUCUUGGCAUAAACACAGGUUGAGAAAUGUUGGACGUUUGGAAAAUCCCUUUGAGGGCAACACCCCUUUGCAUAAAAUUUGUGUCAAGCGGAAGAGAGGUAGGCUACUUAAAGACAGAAUUGUGUGACAGCGAGAAAAUAGUGGUUGAAUCAUGCAUUUACCAGUUUGCCUCCUUGUUUUCUCAUUGUUCCAGAGUUGGGCCAAUGCACACAAUCACAGGAAAGCGGUGGUGCAGGUGGCAGAAGGUCGACCUCAUCUGCUGUCCGGCGGCUUUUUACGCCUGGUCUGCCACGUUCCACAGGACGCAGACCCAGACUCGCCCUGGAUGUUCGAGUGGUUUUAUAACGGCCGGUCUGUGUCACUGAGCACGACGUAUACCUUUUGGGAAGCCCGUGUUCUCCAAAGUGGCAACUACACCUGUACAGGCAGCAGAGAGUCUGUGCUGGACCGCACAGGCAUCCUGCGGACGCAGAUUAGUGACCCUUUAUGGGUGGAGAUUGACGGUGGUUGGGUUAUCCUGAAGGCCCCCAGCAAGCCUAUGAUCAUGGAGGAAUCGAUGGACCUGACUUGCCACAUUCGUGGGAACCGUUCACCUCAAGAAGUGGUCUUCUAUUUGGACGGUAGAGAGGUUGGGAGGCAAGGUCGCAGCACUCUGACCGUGCACAACCUUACCUCAGAGGAUGCAGGACAAUAUUCCUGCAAAGCCACAUGGGAAGAGAAGGGAUUUUACCACUCCUCCGUAUCCACUGGUGUUCCAGUAUCCAUCCUUGAAAUCCUGGAGACACCACUGCUGCUGGCUGAGCUGCACCUGGUCCGGAGGAAAAUGAAUCUUCAGCUGACCUGCAGAACACAGCUCAACACUCGAGAGGAGACCUCCACUCCCAUCCUCCACUACUUCAUGAAGAACGGCCGCCUGCUGGGCCCGGCCUCGUCCCAAAACGCCUUCACCAUCCGGGACGUGAGCAAGGGGGACAGUGCCAGGUACAGCUGUAGCGUGGCUGUGCCCGCACUGGGUGAGAGGAAGGGGAGCUACGAGGUGGAGGUAGCUGUGCCAUGGAAACGCUAAACACAGGGGAUGUGGCCCUACCAUGGCCUAACGGUAGGGCACUCGUCUACUAUGCGGCCGACCUGGGUUCGACUCCCGGUCUGGGUCCUUUGCCGGCCCUUUCCCGUCUCUCUCUCCCAACUCACUUCCUGUCACCAUCUUCACUAUACUGUCAUAAAUGAAGUCAAAAAGACCAAAAAAUAUCUUCAUAAAAAAAUAACACAGAGAAUCAGCCAACUUAAGCCGUAACUGAUUGGAUUUAUCCGUUUGUGUAAAUCCAAGGCACCUUUCCUAGAGCUGCACAGGUUAAGAGUUUCCUCCGCAUGACGCCAUGUGUCGUUAGCAUGUCACUACAUUGGUUGAUGGUCAGGAUGUAUCAACUAAGUGCUUGAUCUCUGUAUGUCUGAGAAUGUGCAUAAUGAUUGCAAUCGUGGUCAUACAUUUUGCCUUUUUUUUCUUAUGUUUUGUCACACAUGCAUGCAUGACUUUGAUUUAUUUAUUACUAUUUUCAACACAACUACUCAGUCUCUCGGAAGACUAGCAUGUGUGUAAAACAGAAGAUGAGUUAUAGACAUCAUUAUUACCACUUAUCAGUGUCCCAUAGUAAGCUUAUUAUCACACUGCUGCCAUACAGUAUUUUUGUUUUGCACUGCGUGAAAAUCAAAGGUGGAAACUGGACUAUCAUACUCACUGCUUUUUUUAUUUAAAAAGUGAACAAAAAUGAACACAUUGUAUAUCCUUUACUGCUUUUGUAAUAAAAGUUAAAUUAAUCAGGCUGUACAUUUUUGCAUUUGAGUGGAAUGAAGUGGAGAGCUACCACUUCAUUCUCUAGCAUGUGGAUUUUUUUCCACUUUCUUCAUUAACUUAACAAUGUGACCACUAUACUACAAACAACAUUAUAGUCCGGACUCCGGAGGCAUGAGACAUCGCUAUACACAUUUUUUUUUGUACAGGAUUUUCUGAAAUAAUUAGGACUUCAAUGCAGAUACAACAUUGUCUCUUAACUCAGUGACAUACAAAGUAGGAGGGGGGAUAUUCGAGCAUAACGUAAAAAAAGGUGUCACAUUUCUUUAAUAAAAAAAAACAUAUUGUCUAACAUGUCUG
Engraulis encrasicolus (European anchovy) is the source of this 2179-nucleotide messenger RNA. RefSeq names its product high affinity immunoglobulin gamma Fc receptor I-like. Gene Ontology annotation, biological process: cell surface receptor signaling pathway. NCBI's taxonomy places the organism in Eukaryota, Metazoa, Chordata, Actinopteri, Clupeiformes, Engraulidae. Gene Ontology annotation, cellular component: plasma membrane. The transcript has 5 exons. The coding region runs from base 182 to 1096 and encodes 304 amino acids. Gene Ontology annotation, molecular function: transmembrane signaling receptor activity. The record is from RefSeq and is a predicted model, not a curated record.